Bursaphelenchus okinawaensis is the source of this 3099-nucleotide messenger RNA. NCBI's taxonomy places the organism in Eukaryota, Metazoa, Nematoda, Chromadorea, Rhabditida, Aphelenchoididae. The record is from the annotation of a GenBank genome assembly.
AUGGAAAGAAACGCGCCUGAUUCAUUGAGGACUCGACAGAUUGGUAAGUUUUGAGUUGUUUACUUUAUUUUUAGGCGGUUUUCUUUAUAAAUUGGGGCUUAAAGGAUUUAAAACGUUAUCAUCAACUUUAUUAUUAAGAAAAUUUUGUAAUUUGGAUAUUCUUAUACAUUUUUUAAUUGUUGUAUUGUUUUAGCUGCCGUGAAACAAAUAUUGAACUUGAAUCAACCGCUAAGCCAUUCAUUGGCAGUCGAACCUGUUUGGAAAGUGUUGGUUUUAGAUAAAUAUGGCAGUGACAUUAUUUCUCCUUUGAUUCCGGUCAAAAAUUUGCGUGAACUAGGUGUUACACUUCAUCUGUAAGUUGUUUUUGUUUAUUGUUUUUAGGUAAAAUACGCACUUGUGUCUAGCAUCGUAACAUCUUGCAGUUGUAUUAGUAGUUUUUUUAGGGAAAUUGAUUUGCUUUAAUUUAUCGUAACUAAAACAUUAUUGUAGGAUCAUAAACUCUCGUCGUGACAGUUUGCCAGAUGUGCCAGCAGUAUAUUUUGUCUCGCCAACUGAUGAUAAUAUAAAGAUUAUCUCAGAAGACUUGCAGAAAGCUAUCUAUGAUUCGUUUUAUCUUAACAUGGUAUGGCCAAUUCAGAGAAAUCAACUGGAAGAUCUGGCCACGGCGGCAGUUGCUGGCCAAGUUACUCCUAUGGUUCAGAAGGUAAUUUUAUUGACUUUUGGGGAUCUUUUUGUUUUUAGUUGAUGUGUUUUGGAAUAUUCUUGUGAAUAUCUUAUUAUUUUUGAUAUUUUUUUUUUUGUAUUUUAGCUAGUAGAUCAAUACCUAAAUUACAUAUCGCUGGAAGAUGGUCUAUUUGCUUUACGUCGUUAUACUAAAGACAGUCCAUUCUCCUUUUACGGUAAGGAUUUUAUGCGAUUUAGUAACUGACAAUGAUAUUUUAUAGCCAUAAACAAAACUACAAUGUCACAAGAAGAAAUGGACAAUAUUAUUGACCAGAUUGCCGGAAGCCUGUUUUCAGUAUGUGUAUCACUUGGAGUUGUACCUAUUAUCAAAUGUCCUAAAGGUAAUGCGGCCGAGGAAGUUGCUAAAGUAAGCUUUUGAAAUACUUUUAUAAUUUUUAAGAAAUUUUUGGUUUUUAUGAAAAUUAUACUGUCAUUUUUUGAUAACUAAAAUCAUAAAAUUUUUCAUUUUACAGAGAUUAGACCAAAAAAUCCGUGACAACUUGCGAGAUGCCAGGAACAACUUGUUCACAACUGAAAAUGUAAGAGCCGGGCAAUUCUCGCUUCAUCGACCAGUAUUGGUCAUAGCCGAUCGGUCAGUAGACUUUCCUACAAUGCUACAUCACACAUGGACCUACCAAGCCAUGAUCCAUGAUGUUUUGGUAAGGUUUUUGCUAUUUUAUUGGUUUUUAGGUAACAAAAAUGAAGAAAGAGGUUGAAAUAGGGAGAAAACGCCUUGUUUGGCUAAGAAAACGCUUUUUUAUUAAAUUUGAUGUAAAAUGACAACGUUUUGUUUUAGGACUAUGAUUUGAACCGUAUUAAAAUUACGGAUUCUCAACAACGUCGCAAGGAGUACGACAUAUCGACUAAUGACAAGUUAUGGGCUAAUUUUAAAGGAUCACCUUUCCCAGAAGUCGCAGAAGCUAUUCAGUCUGAUUUAGAUGCUUACAGGAAAAACGAAGAGGAAAUUAAAAAAUUGAAGACUUCUAUGGUAAGUUAAUCAAAUAUAUAAAUUUAAAUUUCAUAUAUUUUACAUAUAGAGGAUUUUUUGAUUUGCAAAUAACGUUUUUACUAUUUUCAGGGUAUUCAAAACCCAGAAGAUGAAGCAGCAGUCAUGCUACUGGACGAUGCAACAUCAAAACUUCAGACUGCGAUGGGGUCAUUGCCUGAACUUUUAGAACAGAAAAGAUUAAUCGAUUUGCACACGAAUGUUGCCACAACAUUGUUGGACAGCAUCAAACAACGGCAAUUAGAUGUGCUAUUUGAAAGCGAAGAAAAGUUGCUGAAUGGACAGUAUUCUGGUAAGGUUUGAUUUUAUUAUGAAUGAAGAUUGAGAAUUUUGACUUUUAGCGAAGUUAUAUGAAAAAUUAAGAAGUUUCAUACUAGAUUUUUUAGAAGUCAACGUGCCAGAAGUCUUCAACUCGUUGCCAAACACCGGAGAUGCCUUAAGGUUCUUAUUGAUUGCAUAUCUUUGUAAUAACAACGUGUCAGAGGUGAGUGGUGGGUGAUUUGUGAUUUUUUAAAAUUUUAUAAUGGUUUUGGUCUAAAAUAUCUUAUUUUUAGUCCAAAAUAUUUAAUUUAAGCAUAUUAAUUUACAAUAUCUUAUUUUAGGCAGAAAAACGAGAGUUCAAAGACCUCUUACGACAACGUGAAAUAGAUGAAAAUGCCCUAAAAUUCGUGGAAUGCAUUAAAAGAGCAACAUCACUUCAAUUAGGCACAAAUGAUCUACAUUCAGGUGGAGGAACAAAGACUUUGAAUAUGUUUGGCAAGCUUCUAAGUCACUCAUCAAGAUUCGUAAUGGAAGGCGUCAAGAAUUUGGUACCUAAAAAACACAAUCUACCCGUUACAAAGGUAAGAAUGCAUCUUUUUUCGUUGGGUUUUAGGUAUAAAAUGGCUGGAAAUUGAUUUGAAAAAUUGAAAAAGAGUAUGAUGGUAAAGUUUGACUAUAAAAGGUAUUUUUAGUUAGUGGCAGAACUUGUGGACACGAGGCAAACGGUGGGAGGACUAACCACUUCGGCACCGGUCGAUCCAAAUGAAUUCUUGUAUUUUGAUCCGAAGUUACUGCAUGCCUCAAGCAAAGAGUGAGUUUUGGAUUAGAAAUGAGGUUUUUUUGGAUAUUGUAAGCUUUGGGUAGAAAAUGAAAUUUUUUAAAUUUAAGUUUUUAAAAUUCAAAAUUUCAGCCUAGUCCACGCCCGGCAAGGCCAAUUAGCACAGGAUGUCAUCGUAUUCGUAGUCGGCGGUGGAAACUACGUGGAGUACCAGAAUAUAGUCGAUUAUGCUAAACAAGCUGGAAUCCAACGAAUCACCUACGGAUCCACCGAACUCGUCAACCCAGCCCAAUUCAUCGAACAACUGGCUCGACUGGGCGAAACACUGUGA